GCCAGCCAUAAAUACCCUCAGUCCCACGUAACCUUCAGUGCAUUUCGAGAAUUUGCCGCGAAAAGAACAGAGAACCAGAAAAUGCUGACCAAACUGUUGAAGAUUAGCUGCACUUCGAGGCAGUGCACCUUCGCCAAGCCUUAUCAAGCGAUUCCAGGACCACGAGGUCCUUUAGGGAUGGGUAACCUGUACAACUACCUGCCCGGCAUCGGAUCCUAUUCCUGGCUGAAGUUGCACCAGGCCGGACAGGAUAAGUAUGAGAAAUAUGGUGCAAUCGUCAGGGAAACUAUAGUUCCCGGCCAGGAUAUAGUCUGGCUCUAUGAUCCCCGGGAUAUCGCAUCCCUGCUCAACGAGCGCGAUUGUCCGCAGAGAAGGAGUCACCUGGCACUGGCCCAAUAUCGUAAAAAUCGACCGGAUGUCUACAAGACCACCGGCUUACUGCCCACCAAUGGUCCGGAUUGGUGGCGUCUGCGUGCCCAACUGCAAAAGGAACUGAGUGCCCCAAAGAGUGUGAGGAACUUCGUCUGCCAGGUGGAUGGAGUGACCAAGGAGUUUCUCAGAUUUCUACAAGACUCGCGGGAGGGAAAUGCCAUCGAUAUGCUGCCCAAACUCACCAGAUUGAAUUUGGAAUUGACCUGCCUGCUUACUUUUGGGGCCCGUCUGCAGUCCUUUUCUCCCAAGGAGCAGGAUCGUGAAUCCCGAUCCACCCGCUUGAUGGAGGCAGCAGAGACCACCAAUAGCUGCAUCCUGCCCACUGACCAGGGUCUCCAACUUUGGCGCUUCCUGGAGACUCCUAGCUUUCGAAAACUUAGCCAGGCCCAAUCCUACAUGGAGGGAGUGGCUCUGGAGCUGCUGGAGGAGAACAUAAAGAACGGCUCAGUGGGAUCCUCACUGAUCUCCGCUUACCUUAAGAACCCCGAACUUGAUCGCAGUGAUGUGGUGGGCACUGCUGCAGAUUUGCUUUUGGCUGGCAUCGAUACCACCUCAUAUGCCUCGGCAUUCCUGCUCUAUCAUGUGGCCCGGAAUCCGGAUGUUCAGCAAUUACUCUACGAGGAGGCCAAGCGGGUGCUUCCUAAUCCUAAAGAGCAGCUAUCUAUGGAUUCCCUGAGAACGGAUAUCACAUACACGAGGGCUGUCCUCAAGGAAUCUCUGCGCCUGAAUCCCAUUUCGGUGGGAGUGGGCAGAAUACUUAACCAGGAUGCGAUCUUCAGUGGUUAUUUUGUGCCGAAAGGGACCACUGUAGUGACCCAAAACAUGGUAGCCUGUCGCCUGGAACAGCACUUUCAGGACCCACUUCGCUUUCGGCCGGAUCGGUGGCUGCAGCACCGGAGUGCCCUAAAUCCCUACCUAGUUCUGCCUUUUGGCCAUGGAAUGCGGGCCUGCAUCGCCCGUCGUUUGGCCGAGCAGAAUAUGCACAUUUUGCUCCUCAGGCUGCUGCGUGAGUACGAAUUGAUUUGGAGCGGAUCUGAUGCAGAGCUGGAUGUCAAGACCCUGCUAAUAAAUAAACCCGAUGCUCCCGUGCUGAUCGAACUGCGAUCGCGUACUGAAUAA
Drosophila rhopaloa is the source of this 1551-nucleotide messenger RNA. It is a transcript of the gene dib, whose product is annotated as cytochrome P450 302a1, mitochondrial. The transcript is spliced from 4 exons. Gene Ontology annotation, molecular function: heme binding; monooxygenase activity; iron ion binding. The record is from RefSeq and is a predicted model, not a curated record. NCBI's taxonomy places the organism in Eukaryota, Metazoa, Arthropoda, Insecta, Diptera, Drosophilidae. The coding region runs from base 82 to 1551 and encodes 489 amino acids.